UAAAUUACCUACCUAGAUUAGAUGUAUAAUUAUAUAUAAGCCAAAGUAUACUUUCAUAAUUAGUACACCUCACAGGGAAGGAAACAAAGUUAUUAUUGAUACCCUUUUGCCAAACCUUAUUGAGCUAAGUAUGGUAACUCAUCAAAUAUGGUAACUGGAUAUCAUCAUUUACAAGAGUUCUUGCCUUAAAAAAAUUGUAAGAUGACUCCAUAAAUAUGCAACUCAACCCCAUUUUCCAUCAAACACUCCGUGUUCAUUCUAAGUUAAACUCAUUUCCAUCUCACAUAUCUAUAUAAUACACUCAGAGAACGCACAUGAAGCUGAAGGUAAUUACAUGAUGUUUUAAUUACUUGUUUGAUAGAUUGUAUUGUUUAUAGGGAAAAAUAAUAAAAAGCUUCUAACAUGUUUGAUGAGUGCUAAUUGAUCUGCUGGGGCAUGGUGCAGCAAAAGAUGAUUAUAAGGAUGCCAAUGAACAGCGACAAAUGCAGAUCAGAAGCCUUACGGGUUGUGGCUCGUGCACAGGGGACUAUAAUCUCCGUGUCGAUAGGAGGGUUGAAUGGGGACGAGCUGGUCGUGACGGGAGAAGGAGUAGACCCGGUCAGACUGGUUCAGUCGCUCAGGAAGAAAUUCCGGCAGGCGACCAUAUUGAGAGUGGAACAAAUUAGCGAUGACAAAGGAAGCAGUUGUUGGCAUUACAUCGGAGAUUUUUCUCCAAUUCAUGAUCAUGGUUACACAUGGCCGAGGCAACAUUCGCCGGCCUAUAUAGAGUACCCGCAAUACCCAGUUUACCAUGUAGCCCAACAUACAUUGGACCCAUCAGACCCGCCGAGCAUAUGCAACAUCAUGUGAUAAAGAUCGACACCCAUUGAACAGCUUCCUCUGUUUUUCAGCUAGGAAGCUCAAGAAACAAUAAUUCUUGGCUAUUAGAAAUAAUUGAAUUACAUGCAUCUUCUGGUAAUUCAGUCUCUUUGGAAGGUGUUCUUCUGUUUCCUUCCAAUAAUAUUCGUGUCAGUUGGUAUAGUUAUGGCUAAAAUUUUUUGGGUCAUUUCUAAUAAAUCUGUUUGUUAUCUAA
Messenger RNA from Syzygium oleosum, 1072 nucleotides. Its product is annotated as heavy metal-associated isoprenylated plant protein 47-like. The transcript is spliced from 2 exons. Bases 436 to 849 code for a protein of 137 amino acids. NCBI's taxonomy places the organism in Eukaryota, Viridiplantae, Streptophyta, Magnoliopsida, Myrtales, Myrtaceae. The record is from RefSeq and is a predicted model, not a curated record.